Messenger RNA from Xiphias gladius (swordfish), 573 nucleotides. Its product is annotated as receptor-transporting protein 3-like. Lineage: Eukaryota; Metazoa; Chordata; Actinopteri; Istiophoriformes; Xiphiidae. Bases 1 to 573 code for a protein of 190 amino acids. Gene Ontology annotation, molecular function: olfactory receptor binding. The transcript is spliced from 4 exons. The record is from RefSeq and is a predicted model, not a curated record. Gene Ontology annotation, biological process: protein insertion into membrane; protein targeting to membrane.
AUGGCUGAAUGGGAUUUAGGUUCAUGUAUCAGCUGUCAGACUUUGCAUCUUCAGCCACCAGCACCAACCUGCCAGACUGAAGCAAAUCAUCUCAUGUACAGAGACACCUGGCGUCUGGAGUUUGAUUCCUCUAUUGUACCCAAGUGCCCAGAGAAGGGAAGGAAUGAGUACAUCAGGAACACAAUAUAUCGUCUGUUUAAUGCCCACAUGGUGCAUUACAUUUGCUAUAAUCUGUAUAAUGCAUGUCAAAGAGAGUGGCCUACCAAACGAGUGAUUGUGGUCUUCCACACACGCCGAACGGAAGGGCAGGGCAUUGUCAAAGUGAGGCCCUUACAUCAGACCUGCAAGAGGUGCAGCGAAGCCCCAGUGGAACAUCCCGACAUCACCUCAGAGAACAUCACCAACCUCCUGAAGAAUCUGGUGAAGACGAUAAGAAUCAAGUGUUACCGUGAAAACCUGGAUCAAGGCAAAUAUAAUUUUGUGAGGAUUGAGGUCAUAAGCCGUCAUGAGCCUGCCCAUUGUGAGGGAUCAGUGGCUUCCUGCUUGGACGACAACCGUGUGUUCUACUUCUAA